Messenger RNA from Vespa crabro (European hornet), 6553 nucleotides. RefSeq lists its product as uncharacterized. The record is from RefSeq and is a predicted model, not a curated record. Bases 2644 to 4782 code for a protein of 712 amino acids. The transcript has 5 exons. Lineage: Eukaryota; Metazoa; Arthropoda; Insecta; Hymenoptera; Vespidae. Gene Ontology annotation, cellular component: chitin-based extracellular matrix. Gene Ontology annotation, molecular function: structural constituent of chitin-based larval cuticle.
CCAGUUACGAUAGGGUUCUUCGGUGUUUAUGUGCUCGUAUGUACGCCGGGUGUGGUCUCUCGACUGGACAGCAUUACGUUCGCGUUGUUUACGACAUAAGGCGACCUCCACAAAUAUGUGACCGGAUCUACGGUGCGGACGUGGGUGUGCUCCGCUAGACCUCUUCGCGAUUUUUAAAUCGAAUCAUUUUACUGUCCUUGCAUCUUCCUACCAGGAUGGACAUUCUUACGUUCUCGGAUACCACGGAUAAGGGAGAACGACGGCUGUGUCCUUGAAUGGAACCUUUUCUUUUUUUUUUUUUUUUUUUUUUUUUUUUAACUUUUUCUUCUCUCGUCAUCGGUUUUUGAAAAAAUCUCGAAGAUGACAAAAAUUGUCGAGAUAACAAUUGAUCAUUUUCUUUCAAGGUACUUAUAUAGGACUCCCUUGAACUAACAAUAGAUUGGUCUUGUUCCUAAGGGCAUUAUCAUUAAUUCACGCCUAGCAGUUCUUUAAUCUUUCUUAUAUCCACACCCUCUUUUUCAAAGCGUCGACGUUAUUCUAUUCUCUGAUUAUCCACGCUUUUGACUCGGCUAUCCUCGCCUACGAGCCAUCUCACGAGCCCUUCCCACGUAGUACGUGCACGUUGUCCAGUCGUUGGUAGCGCGAAAACAAAUAGACAUCCGUGAGAUGGCUUCGGAUUCGCUGCUGCUCCUCCUCGCAAGACAGAGAGAGAGAGAGAGAGAGAAAGGGUAUGAACGAGAUACACGGCCGAUUGUCUCCACCUACACACUCCUGCUCGCGUUCACGAGCUUUUCCAACGACGAAUGACCCUGUAAAGAUACCCUUUAAAGGAUCGAAUCCACUAGCACGCUCGCUAAACGAACUCUUGGAUUUUCUUUUUUACGAGUUCGAUGACCUUCGACGGAAUCAUUAAACGCCCUCAUAAAAAUCAACGUCGUAGUUGCUAUCGAGAAAGGUAUACCCUUGUAGUAACGAAAGCGAAGGAUCCAAGAAUCUCAUAGGUAAAUGUUCGGCUAAAGAUAAAUAUCAAUUCGGCUUUAAUUCGCUAGAAGAUUGGUCACGCCCCCAAGCGUACUUUACACAGAGAUCGGCAUUAUAUACUAUUUGCGGGUAAGAAAGUACCUUGCAUCGCGAAGUACAAGUGUUAUGUCCGGGUCAGGUACGGUGAAUAACAUCAAGGACGAGGGACGCGUGAUUUUAUUACGUUUAGGACGAAAGAUAUUCGUCCGUUUGCGGUUGUUUGGUAUUGUCGAAAGGGGGGGGGGGGGAAGAAAAGAAAAGAAUGCAACUAACUGAUUUCAAUUUGUGCAAACACGUACAGUAUGUAUACGUACUUCUAUCAAGGACGAACGAAUUAUCUUCUUCUUUCUCUUUUCGGUCCGAUCCGGUACGAUCAUUUUUAUAUUCGAAAAUGUACUUUUAUCCAUCGGCCACAUUCUUCGAUUCAAGUACAAAUUUCUUUAAAUCCAUUUUCUUAAAAUGAAAAUAAAAAAGAAAAGAACGGAUAAAGAAGAAUUGUUUCGUCCGAGAUUUUAACAUUCUCAUUUGCAUUUGGAUUUUAUAGUUACGUAUGUAUAGCAACUUUUGGAGACGUUAAUGGCACCGUUGGUGGCCCAUCAAAGGUAGACGCAUGUAAGUAUGUAAGUACUUACCUACGUGCGGCUUUACAAUGAAGGAAAAUAAAAUAAGAAAUCCCUUAUACUCGUCGUUAGCAAAAGUCAUACCGAACGACCUCGGGAAAGCUUGUAGAGUAAAGGAACUCGAGAAAAAGAUCAGACUAUGUCCUUCUUUUUCUCCGGUUUGUGGUUUAACACGAUAGCCGAGCUCUUUAAAACCCAAAUAAAUGAUUAUCUUGUAAAAGAAAAAAGAAGAAAGAUAAAGAAAUAUCGCGAAUAAAACACGACGUAGAAAAUUUUUGGUAAUGUUCAACGUUAAUAUCAAUUAAAGAUAAUUAAUAUCUAUCUUAACUCUUAAUAGAAAGUUUCGGAAGGAUGUGAUAAAUUAUAUAAUAGGAUAACUCGCGUGGCUCCGUUUAACCAUUAUUGAUCCGAAGCGUAAUUAUAACUUCGUAAUACCUUCAUUAGGCUUCCUUUAUCGCCAUUUUAAUCGUCAUUAUUGUUGCUUGCUAUUUCGAGAGGGAAUACGAGUUAAUGCGAUAACAUUAAUUCAGUAUCGAGCGUAUUAUAUAGCUACUAUUAGUAGGAAUAUUCUUGCUCUUGCUUUUAUCUUUCUUCUUCUUCUUCGUCUUCGUCUUAUUUUUCCGUUUGACUGCCGGCAAAAGGCGACAAAGAAAAUCUAUACGCCAGUCUGGCGAGAGAGAGAGAGAGAGAGAGAGAGAGAGAGAGAGUGUGUGUGUGAGGGGAAAGAGGGAGGAGGGAGGGAGGGGAGGAAGAGAGAAAGAGACAGAAUCUUCGAUCCCGGAUGGAGAGGGAUACCGAGAAGGAAGAAUUCGGUGAACGGAUCUCGUUCGCUUUUGUCCUUCGACUGAGGAUACCCCUGGUUCCUGGUUCAAAGUCAUCGUACUCGACUUCUUCUUGUCUCGGCAACGUAUAUAAGUCAAAUCGAGAUCGAAAGCAAGGUGCAUAAUCCGAACAGUCCUUCGUCGAAGAAGGAGGUUGGAAGAGAAGCCGAUUUUGUUACAAGAUGCAGCAAAUGAUAGUACUUCUGGCGAUUCUGAGCGUGGCCUCGUGCUCGCAGCUGACUCUAGUGCCGUACGCCUAUCUGGCGGAUCCACUUCCGGUGUACCAUCAGUCUCAGGACACGAGAACCGGGGAGCACGCGUACAGUUACUCCGGUGGACCCUCGGCAAAGGAGGAAGUCAAAGGUCCCGAUGGAGUCACGAGAGGAUCUUACAGCUACGUCGACGCUCACGGUAUCUUACAGUCAGUUUUCUACGUCGCCGACGAGGGUGGCUUCCGGGUUGCGGCGACGAAUCUACCGACGGAUAACGAUCUGCCCGUUGAAACGGCUGAGAUUCUUUUAGCUAAGAGGGCACUAUUCGAGGAACAAGCAAGAGCCACGUCGUCGGAGCAAUCUUCGAGCGCUCGUCGAAAGCGUAGCUUAACCGAAGAGACGAGAAAAGAACAUCGAGAAGAAGAUUCGAAGAGCAACAAGCAAGAGGAUUAUUCGAACGAUAAACCCUACGGAGCGUUGGCAACUUUUCUACUUCCAGGAUCUUUAGCAACGGCAACGUCUCAUCAGAGUCAAGUUAGGAUUCAUCAGGACGUUCGUACGGAAGGUGUCGAUCCGAUUGCCAAUGCAGUCACCGUCGAGGCUGCUGCCCCCGUUUUACCUCUUAUCGAUCCCAUUAAAUCGGAAGUGAUCAAAACUCCAUUGAUCAUAUCCGAUGGAUCGGUAGCCUUGCUAACCGACAACGAUUAUCAUCAAAAUCGUAUAAAGAUCCAUAGAAAUCUCGGAUUGGAGGGAGAGGAGCGACGCAAGGACGCUGUCAAGAUCGAAACGCCGGUACUCGCUGAAGUUCGUCCGCUCGUUUCUGAGCCGGUCGCGAUCCUGGAGCAUCGACCUUCCCUUCUCACGGCCGUUUCCUCACAAAGCGUCACGCAGAUUCACCUAAGUGACAAGCACGAGAUUCCAAGUAUUUACGAGUUGCCCGCCCUUUAUCAUGCGAUCCCUAUCGCGAGAUCAUCGCAAUAUCGUACGCAGAUUCAUUCGAGUCAAAGAAUCGAAAGCGCCGACGAUUCGGAGAAUUUACGAGAGGAUAUCAAUAAAGAAAAGAGUCAAGACGAAGCAAUAGGAUCCUCACAAUUAACAGUUAAUCGAUUAAGCCAAUCUCUUCUUUAUGCUUUUCAGACGAUCCUGUUCAGCGUAUUGCUCGGUUCUUCCUUAAGCAGUCCAAUAGCAAACGUUUGGGUCAGUCCCAUAGGAAGCAUCUCGCCGUUACGACAAUAUCACGUGCAAGAUGGAUCGGGAUCCUAUCGAUAUUCAUUCACGGGACCGCAUCACGCUAAGACGGAGUCUAAUCUGAAUGGAAUCACUCAGGGUGGUUAUUCCUACAUAGACGCUAACGGAAUUCUACAAACCAUCUCGUAUACCGCGGACGAUCAAAAUGGCUUUAGAGUUAGCGCGAGUAAUCUUCCUGAAGCGCCCAAGAACGAGCAUGAUCAGAUCGAAGACACCCCGGAAGUAGCAGCAGCCAAGCGAAAUCACUUAGAGGAAUUGCAGAAAUCGCAGCUGGCCGAUCGACCGAACUGGAACGAUCAGAAUAUUCUAUCCUAUAAGAUCUUACCUCCGUAUGUCAGUUACGCACAGUUACAACCGUCCGAGAGUAAAAUCGUAGAACGAGAGAUUCAGAGCACGAAAAAUCCAUUCCUACUGUCUCAAGCGGAAGCCGACAACAUUCAAGUUCCGAAGCCGGAUCCAACGCUCUCUCAAGCGUCUCCAAGCUCAUUGAACGUUCGGGACACCUCGGCGAAGGACGAAGGACAAUCCGAAUCGGAUAAUCCGAAUGCAUUGGAGAUCGGAAAAUUCCUACAAAUGCCAAACGUUCAUAGGACCGUGGCAUUGCCUGCCCCAUACGUAUUCCCCGUUUUACCAUACAGAUUACUUCACAGCUCGCUUCAUCAUACUCAGGAUUCUUUGGGCCAAUACGAUUACAGUUACACCGGCGAUUCCAGUGCAAAAACGGAGUCAAGAUCCUUGGACGGAACUACGAGGGGUGCUUACAGUUACAUAGAUCCCAAUGGUAUUUUGCAACAAGUCCAUUACGUUGCCGAUCAUAAUGGGUUUAGAGUGCUUGCUACGAAUCUACCGGAAGCGAAAUAACUAAGCCCAUAGAGAUAUUAUUUUCUUUUUCACGAGCGAAAAGUUAAAAAGAAAGGAUAGAAAAAAGGAUAGAUAAGUAAAUAAAUGAAAUGAAAAUGAUCUACUCUCUACGGAAAAUCUAAUAAUACUUGUUUAGAAUAUCAAAUAGAAUACGCAACAUUGAAGGUUACCCCUUUUACUCUCGGUACUCCGAUUUUUUACUGCCGUAAAAACCGAUUGUAUAAGUGAUCAGUAUCGCAUCGUAUCACGAUGUAACGGUGAUCUUAUAAUUCGACCAAAUUAUUAUCGUAAUUAAUUUUGGAAUUAAUGAUAAACUAUGUUUAAGAAUAAUUUUACUUUAGCAAAUAUAUACAUAUGUUCGAAACUGUGUCCUCGAACGAUUUUUCUUUCACUCUGUCUUCCUUCUAAUAAUAAGUCUUUUUUUCCGAAGGGGAAGAAAAAGGGAAGAAAAAAGAAAAGAUAAAAGGGAUCAUUGAACGAAACCCGAAUACGAUGACUAAAAGCGGGCUAAACCCUCUUUCGUCAUAUCGAAUCUAUUGCCCGAAGUGAAAUAAGCACGAUGUAAUGUUUCGCACAUUUCACAGAACAAUAUGGAUAAUUAUUGCCAUCGUUGGACAUUGAAAUAACAUGGAAAUGCCAGGCACCGAAGCGUAGCCGCUGGCGAUAACGAGAUGGAACACUCUCGGAAAUAGUUUAACAUUAUCGAUCUGUCUCUCUCUCUCUCUCUCUUUUCCCCGCUUCACGGUGGAAAUACUACAGGUGUCGUUAUAAACGAUUAAAUCGAAAACAGCUUGAUUCCUUGAAAACAAACAAAAUUAUUAAAAAUAAAUCGAAACGAAAGGUUGAACGAUCUUUUAAAUCUUGAACCCGUAACAAUUUUACUUUCAUUAUUUUCGGAGUAAUCAAUCUGUUUGAUAUUCUGCUCAGUGACAGUAUUAUGAUAUCGAAAGCUACAGGUGAAGCACAGGGAAGAGAAUCAAAUUCAAUUGAACGACGUCAACGCGUCAAGCGCACCUGUCGAAAUAUAAUAUACACACACUUGCAUGUUUCUACAUAUAUAUAUAUAUAUCCGUAAUAUUUCCAUUUGCAUUAUAUAACGUUGGCGUGUAUUUUUGUGUGUAUUUUUAGAUUAUUUCUAAUAGACGUUAAAUUAGAGGUUGUAAUCAAAGAUAUUAAUGAAUCAUUAAGAUUUUGUCGAGUCGCUGAUAAACAAUCCAAACACGUUUCAGCGUCGUAACCAUUUUUGCUCCAUUUUUCAUUCGUGCCAUUUGACGUUUUGUAUGCAUUUAAUAAGUAUGCCAGUAAGUAUCAUAUCUAUGGUACACAUGGCGCGGGACGCAUUAAAUAUCGAUUUGUCGCUUUUUAAUCGUUAUUCUCAUAUGUUACAAAUACGUGAAUAUAUACGUACCUUGAUCUCCCUCGUGACGACGUACGGAGAAAAUUAAAAAGAGAAAAUCUAACGGUAAAAGAUCAAUGGACUCGGAACUUUAUUCGCACGUAUUCAUAUUGUUUACUUGCAAUCGUUCGUAACGUUAUUCAUACGGUAUAUCACAUAAUACAUUAAUCGCGCAUAUUAUAUUCGCUGCUAACUUUUCUACCCGCUUUUCUUCUCCCUUUGCAUAAUACGCAAUCGGUCGAAAGAAAUUGCAAGUGUAUUUUGCUCUUAAGCGUGAGGACUUUCUUUUAUUCUUCCUUCUUUCUUUCGCUUUUUCUUCGCAAGAAAGAAAUAUCUAUCGAUGCGAAAAACGUUCCAACGUUUUGGACGAGAAAA